AACUUUUUACUUUAAUCAGUUUGUUCAACUGCUGCUUGCGGGGCACCGUUUCUUUCCAAAAACCAAUAUAAAUAUUAUAAGUGUUUGAGAUCUCCUAAAAAUUGUCUAUUGAAACAGGUCUUAAGUACAAGUCAAUGGGCGCUUAAGUUUUUGGAACAGUCACAAAAGUUUUACUGACGGAUUUUGUUAUUUCUACCACAAUUCCCCUGUCCGUCCCAGUCUAAUUGGCUUUCAAGUUUAACCAACAGCACAAAAAGCCAGGUCUACAUUUUCGCUUACAGUAAACAGUUUAGGGUUACCGAAGAGCUUUACUGCCGCGAAGGCCACCGCGCCCAGCCACAGCCGGCAAAUGGCAGAGCAGACGGGAUCCCGGCCGCUUGUCUUCCCUGACGCCUCCUCGCGGACCCUGCAGCACCCGUCUUUCGUCUCCCUCUAUAUGGCUGUCGGGUCCAUGCAGUGCGGCUGGCGAGCUCGCAGCCGGAGCUUCCCAGCUCCGGCCAUGAUUCCCUCAGACUUUUUCUACAAUGAUCCUCUGCAGGCACCAGGACAUCGAAUCCCCAACAAUGUGGCUCAGCUUGAGGUUUUUGAAUGCUGUCAACUGAAUACCCCUGCACCAAUCAUGUCAGCCAGCAUCACCCCACCAAUCAGAGCAGAUCCCUUUAGAACAGAACCCCGCCUAAUCAGAGACCUGGGUUCCCAGGUAUGGGCCUGGGACCACCUCUGUGCUCCCCAAACUUCUACACUUGGUCCUACCCUGAGACCGAGGAGGGAGGUCAUUCAGCUGUCUGCUGAGGAGGACCAAGCCAUCACUAACCUCCUGAAGCUCCGUCACGAUUCCAUCAGCGAGCCAAAUCAUGAGACGCCUUGCCAGCUGAGAUGGAGCCCUGCCAUGCCAGCCAAUCAGGAAGAUGAUGCUAGCAUUGACUGCAUACCUCAGAUGACAAUGACAUCGAAAGGGCAAUCCGGACAGUGGUCAGACACAGAACUAGAGGCUGCUGAUAUUCUCCUUACGCUGGAUGACGGGGAAGUAGGAAUAAAGGAGACGCAUAGUCUAGCUCAAGGGGACAGUGAAAGCCAAAGUGCAGACACUGUGGAUCAGUGCUUGUUCAUCUCCAGUGGCCUGGGACACACGUCCUUAGGGUCACUUCACGUCAACAGUGAUGAUGUCAAUUCAGCAUACAGUGUGGAAGAUUCUGAGAUUGGCCAAGUGGACAGGGCCGCUUGUGGGGGCGAAGAAGAAUCUGAGAAUUCGGGGAUAACGGACCCGCAGGAUGAUUGCACUGUGCACUGUGGGGGCUCUCAGUGGUUGGAAGAAUCUAGCAAGUGGCUUCAAAAGCAGCAGGAAGAGGAGCAGUUAGGGCUGAGAACGGGGCUGCGAGAUGAGACUGAGGGGGCUGUUGUGUCUGCCCUGCUCCAUCUUUCCCAACAACCACAAGGUCUUCCACCCACCUAGAGGUGUUUGAAGUAGAAGAGUAAAGUUCUGCAUGCUAUUUUUUCAGUGUACGCGUCAUUUAAAAUGUUCUAUACAAAUACAGUUACUCGUAUUUUCACUGGUUCUGUUUUAGGUUUAUUUUUUUAUUUAAACUUGAACAGGUUUUUAAAAAAUAUGGAUACUUUUAAAACAUGGUUUGCUGUUCAUAGAGAAUAUUGACCAAAAUGUGCAAAGUUUUUCAUCCCUCAUUUAAAAAAAAAUAAAAAAAUUUAACGUU
Messenger RNA from Paramormyrops kingsleyae, 1709 nucleotides. RefSeq lists its product as uncharacterized. Gene Ontology annotation, biological process: regulation of DNA-templated transcription. Gene Ontology annotation, cellular component: cytoplasm; nucleus. Lineage: Eukaryota; Metazoa; Chordata; Actinopteri; Osteoglossiformes; Mormyridae. The record is from RefSeq and is a predicted model, not a curated record.